ACUUUUGCAUCAAAGAGUACUUACCCGAAUAUAAUUUAAUUUUUUUUUUAUUGUUGUUUCAUUCAUUCAAUUGUCAUCUCUUGACUUUUAAUUUGAAUAAUUCUACUUAUUUAAUUCCCUUUUUAAGCCGUGUUUUGAAAAUUAAAAUAUUUCGAAAGUGAACUCAGUAUUUUUUUAAAUUACCAACAACAAUAUGGAGGCAAGCCCUUUAGAUUUUGUUGCUCAAGCAUCAUGGGACUUGAUGGAAGCUAUGGAAAAAGUUACAGAAGAAGCGGAAAAGGACAAUUUGAUUAUAAACCACAUAAAAAAAGUUUAUUCUACGGUGAUGCCGAUUGAGGAUUUCAAAAAAAAUUUAGAAUGGGUUAAUGUGUCUGAACCCAUAUCUUUAACUCAGCAUUGUUCAGAGAAGAUUGUGGUACUAGAUUUUUGGACAUAUUGCUGUAUUAACUGUUACCAUGUGUUACCUGAUUUGGAGUAUUUGGAAAAAUUGCAUAAAGUUGAAAGUGGACUUGUUGUGAUAGGUGUACACUGUGCAAAAUUCAACAAUGAAAAGGAUACAUCCAAUGUAUUAUCUGCAGUACAAAGGUAUAAUAUCCACCAUCCAGUUGUUAAUGACCCUGAAAGUAGUUUUUGGUCUGCACUUGGAGUUAAAUGCUGGCCGACAUUGCUUAUUCUUGGCCCAGGAAGCAAGCCCUUAUUUGUGAUAACAGGGGAGGGCCAUAGAGAUCGGCUGGUUGCAUAUGUUGAAGCUGCAUUGCGUCAUUUCGGUACUAAAAUCUCCAAUGCUUCCCUACCAAUGGCCCCAUCUAAGCAUUUGAAAGCAAAAGAUAUUGAAAUUCUCAACUUUCCUAGUAAGGUUGCAUUAAAUCCAUUCUACCGCGGCCGACCUGAAGAGCCAUUUAUCGCUAUAUCUGACAGUGGAAACCAUCGCAUACUCCUCACUGACUGUUCGGGCGUGAUUCUACGUAUUAUUGGUGGAUCUGAACGUGGAUUUAAGGACGGCAAAUUGAAUGAAGCUCUAUUCGACUCGCCGCAGGGACUGUGUUGGUUGUCAGGCAGCGUAUUGGCAGUGUGCGAUACCAAUAAUCACUGCCUUAGAACGAUACAUCUCGACGACGGGACCGUUGAAGUAUUAGCAGGCACAGGAAAGCAAAAUGUUUAUGGAAAUUUGGGCGGCAAAUGCCUAGGCUUGCAGCCAUUAUCGUCUCCAUGGGACAUACUCUUGUACACGACUCCCGAUAUGGACAUGUCGGUGCGGCCACUGCCUGCCCCCGUCGGUAAGGAAGCUGACAAAGAAAAGAGCGAUAAAGAAGAUGUCAAAGAUAAAGAAAAGAAAGACGAGAAGCGUCGUGUGUUAUUAAUAGCCGAGGCUGGUUCUCACCAAAUUUGGGCGCUCUUCCUUGACACAACUAUUUGGUGGAAAUACAAAACAUUCACUGAAGGAACUUGUGCGUGUAUCGCGGGCUCGGGCGAUGAAGCGGCGCGCAAUAGCGCCUAUCCUCAUACGGCAGCCUUCGCGCAACCCUCUGGAAUUACACUUAGAACCGGUACAAAUCCCGAAAUAUUCAUAGCUGAUUCUGAAAGCUCCUCAAUAAGACGACUGGCGCUUUCCACCGGACAAGUCUCGACUCUGUGCGGCGGAGACCGCAAUCCUCUCAAUCUAUUCGCCUUUGGUGAUGUGGAUGAUAUUGGUGUAGAUGCCAAACUACAGCACCCAUUAGGCGUUUCGUACUGUGACACAACGAAAACUCUUUACAUAGCCGACACAUACAACCACAAGAUCAAGAAAGUAGAUGUCGCCACUCAGAGGGUCACCACUUUAACACCAACUAUGAUCGAGACCGCGGACCCCGCCAAAUUCAACGAACCCUCCGGUUUAGCUCUCAGCGCCGACGGCAAGUACCUAUUCAUCGCUGACACCAAUAAUCACAGCAUCAAGUUACUCAACUUAGUCAAAAAUGUAUGUCAAGUGUUUAAAGUACGCCUACCAGACCCAAAGUUCACUGAACCAGAGAAUUUAAUAUUAUACCAAAACGAUUUAUUCGUAAAUCGUAAAUGCGGGAACCUAAUCAUUUAUUUUAAUGUUAGUUUGGACGGAGAUACCAAGAACGUUAAGUUCACUCCAGGAGCACCUCAAAACUGGAACGUGUGUGUCCGGGAUGAAAAUAAUAAGGACGUUACUUUGGACGAUUUUGAUUUCGUUAGCUGUUCGCACAAAGGGAACAAGCUGCCGGGCCGUGUCGAAAUGAAACUCAAACAGAGAACGGAUAAGACUCAUUAUCGAUUGUAUUUAAGUUUCCAUACAGCCUUAUGUGAUACGUCGUCGUGUUUCUCUCAUUCGUUCACCAUACGAUCUACAAUUCUAGUACGAGAUUCAGUCAAAAUGGUUGAAUCAUAUAAAAUUACUUGUAAAGUGAAUCCGGUUAACCGAAAUGAAAUCAAAGCUGAACAGAAUAAUAAAACUGAGCAAAACAAUAAACUUGAUACUAAUAAAACUUCUUAAAUAUUAGCAUACAUACGUGAUGUAUAUUGGUGAUGACACGAUACCUGCGUAGAUAGUGAAUAUUGUAUCAUUAUAAUUAAGCACAAGAUUUACUUGUAUCUACUAAUUUUUAAUAGUAAAUAUGAAUUGUUAAUUUUAGUUUAAACAAGUUAUUAUUUUUUUAUAUAUAUAAGUACCAUGUUGUAUAGACAUUAAAUGUUAUUUUUAUUUAAUUUUAUAAAACAAACCACUUAAACAAUAUAAAUAUACAU
Messenger RNA from Galleria mellonella (greater wax moth), 2754 nucleotides. Its product is annotated as NHL repeat-containing protein 2. Lineage: Eukaryota; Metazoa; Arthropoda; Insecta; Lepidoptera; Pyralidae. The coding region runs from base 194 to 2503 and encodes 769 amino acids. The record is from RefSeq and is a predicted model, not a curated record. The transcript is spliced from 11 exons.